Molecule: messenger RNA, 2691 nt
Organism: Cylindrotheca closterium
Lineage: Eukaryota; Bacillariophyta; Bacillariophyceae; Bacillariales; Bacillariaceae
Source: the annotation of a GenBank genome assembly
AUGAAAAAGAACAAAUCAACCAAGAGCAAAAGGAAGACAAAAAAUGAUCCCUUAAAGGUUGACCGACUAAAGGUGAAAAUGCCAAAGAUCGACAAGGUUGACCUCAAGGUGAAAAUGCCAAAGAUCGAUGCGGAUUCCGACUCAUCGACGAGUUCCUCCUCUUCCUCCUCCUCCUCGUCCUCUUCAUCAUCAUCAUCUUCUUCCUCGGAUUCUUCGUCCAGUUCCAGUUCCAGUUCCUCCUCCUCCUCACGAUCUAGGAGCCAGAAAGAUCCCAAAGAGGCAACACAAGACGACACGAGGACGAAAGAGGGCAUUCCCAAAGAAGUGACCACCUCAUCACCCGGCAAAGAUACUACUACUUCGACACGAGCCAUACCACGGAAAAAGCGGAAACAUAAUGACGACGAUGAUGAUGAUGAAACGAAGGAUGCGACGACCAAAACGGCCGCGGCACAUGAAACAACAAUCCCGGCCCAGAAAAUGUCCACACCGAUGAUGACAAAGGCCAAAUCAAGUCACAAGGAUGCUCCUGCCACGAAUGACGCACCGACCAGCACGGCACGAAAACGGCAAAAGAGAAAGAAGAACCUUUCAAAGCGAAACAUUCCUAGCCUCUACGAUGACGAGGAUGAUGACAAUAGUAGUGACGAGGAUGAUGACAGUCGAAUGAUUGGCAAUACCAAGGACUAUUAUGACUACGAUGAUGAGAAAGAUCCAGAACAAGGCCUAUCGGUGCGCGAACUAAAGAUGCAAAUCUUGGGCCGGGACGUGGAUAGUUCCAAUCCAAAUUCACAACAGCGUAGACCAAUGAUCGCAGCGGACCUGGACCGGCAUGUCUUGUCCAAAGUACCAGCCACCAAAUCCGUCACACCCACUGCUGUCACUGACAGUGCACCCAGCAAGGCGGAGCUCAAGAAUGAAUUGACUUGUAUUGUUUGUCAAGAAGUCUUCCUGGAUCCCAUCUCUUUGCCAUGUGGGCAUUCCUUUUGCAAGAAUUGUGCCGAAUGGUGGUGGCUCCAACCCCACAAGCGAGACCGAAAGGAUUGCCCCACUUGUCGACAAAAGGUACCCUGUGCCAUGGAUUCUGAUACGCCACAUAUUGAAAUCAAUGUGGCACUACGGGCCUGCGUCAUGGCGCUCUUUGGUGAUUCCGUCAAAAAGCGGAUUCAUGCCACAACGGCUGGAGAACAUGGGGGCAAACACUCGCGAGGAUAUGAACAAUUGAUCCCUCUUGACCAAGACUUUUGGAGGCGGAUAGAUUACAACACUUCCAUGUUUGCCAAGAAAGAAUCCUUCUUUCAAAUCCGACACAGUGUGGUAUUGGACGAUCAAGACCAGCAGAUGCAACUUGGUCUGUGUCUGUUUGGACGUCCUGAACAAAUAGUGGACGAUAGUUCCACUCUUAUUAUUCGUCUGGUUCUAAUGACUAUGCAGGAGGACGAAGUGGAAGAUAUGUCAGAGUUUCCCAUAUUUACCACCCCAGCCGAUGACGAUGAUCACCAUUUCAUAUGUACCCACCAAGAUCGAUAUCAAUACUCCUUUUUGGAAGUAGCUAGCUGUGCAGAAGGCAACAACUUGGGAUCCAACACUAAUAAUGAGAAUCAUCGAAGUGUCUACAACUACAAUUGGGAACCAAUUGGUCGUGUUGCAAUGGAUCAAAAGGAAUUCGUAACCGAACUCGGUAUCAUUGAAUAUCAUUGGCAACCCCGAAAUAAACAUCGUCGACUUCGGUUCAAACACUCGGAAACGGGAGCUGAAAUGGAAGUCGACAUGUCCAAACUGGAUCUCAAGAUGAUCCGAGAUGCUGCCAAGGCAGACGUGGACGAUCUUCAAGAGGGUGGCCGCCGAAACAAUCCUAGCAGCUUUGUCUACGAUCAGAAUGAUCGAGAAAUGGAAGACGACGAGGACAGCAAUGCCAAAAAUGAGUACGAAGACGACGGUUUUCUUGUCAAGGAAGGUAGCGAAGAUGACAAUGCCAGCGAAUUUUCUGGUGAAUUCAGUACUGCUGAAGCCAGUCACAAUAACAAUGAUGAUGAUGAUGAUGGAAGUAUUGACCACUGCGACGUUUGUGGCAAAGAUGGAGAGCUUAUCGUUUGUGGUGCUGGAGAAGGUGAUGAUGAAAUCGGAUGUAGCAAAGCCUUUCAUAUAACUUGCAUUGGACGGACGGAAGUCCCUGCGGGCGACUGGAUCUGUACCCAAUGUGCCAAGCAAGAAGACAAGCUUUCGUUGGUUGUUUCCUUGGCCGCCACCUCGGAAAAUCCCAACUAUGGCUAUGAGUUUCCAGAAUUUUGUAGCAAUGUCGCAAUCGAAGGCAGCGACGAAGAUAGUGACAGUGACAGCAGUGGCGAUGGGAAUGUAAAAAUUGUACGUCCAAGCAAGAAGAGCAAGAUGAAGGUGGCCAAGAAGAAGUCAAAGAAGAGUUUGAAAGACAGCGACAGCGAAGACGAGAUCCCCCCACCCAAACGAAAAAGUAAAAAGGGCAAGGCUGCAGUUCUCGACGACAGUGGCAGCGAGGAGGAUACCCCACCACAACCUAGCAAGAAAUCAAAAGCAAACAAGAAGAUACAUCACUUGGAUGACAGUAGUAGCGAUAGCGACAAAGAAAUGGCGGAUGAUUCUUCCCCAGAUGCCAAGCCAAGCAAAUCAAAGACUCAACGCAGGGUGAUAGCGGAGGAUAGCGAUAGUGACUAA